Mollisia scopiformis is the source of this 1362-nucleotide messenger RNA. RefSeq names its product glycoside hydrolase family 16 protein. Gene Ontology annotation, molecular function: hydrolase activity, hydrolyzing O-glycosyl compounds. NCBI's taxonomy places the organism in Eukaryota, Fungi, Ascomycota, Leotiomycetes, Helotiales, Mollisiaceae. Gene Ontology annotation, biological process: carbohydrate metabolic process. The record is from RefSeq and is a predicted model, not a curated record. The transcript has 2 exons. The coding region runs from base 1 to 1362 and encodes 453 amino acids.
AUGAGGAAAUUCUCUUCUCCAUCAGUACCCGAUCAUUCGAGAACGACAUCAGCAUUCAGCGACAAUAGUUCUGUUGGUCCCGGGCAAAGAAACCCUUUCGCAACCCCGCCAGCCUCGGUAUUCGGUGCCACAUCUGCGUUCCAACACGGUUCAGAUUCUUCUGCAGGAGCCCAAUAUUUUCGUUCAAGACGUAUUCGAAAAGACGAUGUCGGUCAUGAACCACCAAAGUUCAAGAAGGAUCCGAAAGAGAAAUGGCUGUGUAUCAUUCCUAUGCUUGGCCUCUUGACCGGUGUCGCUAUCACGGGUGUGUUAAUAUACCUGAAGAUUGGUCGAAUAGUAUCUCACCAAUACUGUCCUGUACUGGAUGAUGACUUCUCAACGGGCACACUGAAUCCAAGUAUUUGGACAAUGGAGCAGGAAGUGGGCGGCUUUGGGCGAUGCGACAGGAAUGGGCAGUUCGAUCAGACGACAGCAGAUGCAGAGAAUGUCUUCAUCAAAGAUGGGCAACUUUACCUCAAGCCCACACUUCAAGACGAAUCGUUGAUCACAGCCAACACUGUCAUCAAUCUCACCGCAACGGGCUUGUGCACAUCUGACGUGUGGUCAAGUUGUGUGGCAUCUACCAACAUCACCAACGGUACCAUCAUCCCACCAGCUAAAUCCGCACGCCUCAAUACCAAGAUCGGUGCCACCAUCAAGUACGGCCGCGUCGAAGUAAAGGCAAAGAUUCCUAAGGGAGAUUGGCUCUGGCCUGCUAUCUGGAUGUUGCCUGUCACCGAUACGUACGGAGCCUGGCCAGCAAGUGGAGAGAUUGAUAUCAUGGAAUCAAGAGGCAACAACCACACGUACAGUCUUGGAGGUAACGACCUGGUCUCCUCAACUUUGCACUGGGGCCCUGAUGCUGCCAAUGACGCCUAUAUCCACACCACCAAUUUCAAGAACUCGCUGCAUUCCGAGUAUGGUGACCAAUUCCACACCUAUGGUCUUGAAUGGAGCGAAAAGUAUCUAUUCACGUUCGUGGACACGAGAUUACUUCAAGUCUUUUACAACACCUUCUCGAAGCCAUUCUGGAACCAAGGAGGCUUCCCUUAUACGGAUGCCAAUGGUACCCGAUUCGUGGAUCCAUGGAGCCAAACCGGAAGACCACAGACUCCUUUUGAUCAGGAGUUCUAUCUGAUCCUCAACGUCGCUGUGGGUGGUCAGAAUGGCUGGUUCAAGGAUGGAGAAGAUGGGAAGCCGUGGAUCGAUAACAGUGCCACUGCGCGAAAGGAUUUCUGGAAUGCCCGCGACAAGUGGUAUCCCACAUGGAGCGAGAACGGACAGAUGAUUGUGGACAGGGUACAGAUGUGGCAACAGUGUUAG